AUGGCGUCGUCGUCCUCAUCUAGGGCAAGAUCGGGGCAAUAUUCCAGCGUUUUACAGGACUACUCGCAAGGCCGUGCUAGGCAUGGCCCAGGCCCGUCACGAGCCUGGGGUCAGACGUGCAGUGUCGGCCAGGCAUGCUCAUCGCAGUCGUUUUCUGCAGGAUUCACGUCGUCGAGGGCCUUCCUCUCCUACUCCUCCUCUCCCAUUAGAGUCAGCAUGUACGGAAACUCCAUCUCUCCCCGGCGACGUUCGAUGUCGGUGACGAAGCAGAUCAACGGCAACGGUAACUGUAACAGCGUGGUUUCCAAGCCGAAGAAAACAUGCAUGUGUGCCCCUACGACGCACCCUGGCUCGUUCCGGUGUUAUCUCCACAAGAACUCUCCACGUGGCGGCAGGCGGCAGCAAACGUCGUUGUUUGAUUCGAAUAGCAUAAGGUUUUGCUUGACGAGAUCGGCGAUGGCUAACUCGCCGAUCACGAUUGGAUUAGUUGAAGGCGAGUUGAUGAAAAGAUCGUUGUUGGUGGCUCUGAUCAGACCGUCGUCAAACCAGCUGCAGCGCCGAGACACUUUUCGGCCGAGGCCAAGCUGA
Messenger RNA from Morus notabilis, 588 nucleotides. RefSeq lists its product as uncharacterized. The coding region runs from base 1 to 588 and encodes 195 amino acids. The transcript has 2 exons. The record is from RefSeq and is a predicted model, not a curated record. NCBI's taxonomy places the organism in Eukaryota, Viridiplantae, Streptophyta, Magnoliopsida, Rosales, Moraceae.